AGUAUUCGUAUUGCUUCCACGUACUGAAGAAUAUUCGUGGUUACCGGGCAGCGCACAGCCCAUUGCCAUAAUAAAUCACUUCCUCGGUUGAUCUUGAUCUCUGUUUUUGGAUGUUGAGAAAGGUGGUGGAGAGCAAGAGCCUCUACAGAUCUUUUUGUUUUCUGUCUCUGUCUUUGAUGUCAUGCAUGUGCACAAACGCCAGCGCCCAACCUCGCCUUAUACAGCUGAGUUCCAAGAAUUUUGAAGGUGUCACCCAAGCCUCAACUGGGCAGACCACUGGAGUCUGGUUUGUGCUAUUCACUUCCUCUGUAGAGCCGAGCCUGCAGCCGCUCUCAGAAGCCUGGGCGCAGCUGGGUGAAGAGCAGUCCGGAGAGCCCAUCCUGCAUGGCUUGGUGGACACUGCCGAGGAUCCCCACCUAACAGAUCGCUUCAAGAUAUCGGGCGUCCCAACAUUCUUGCUUUUCCGGGACAGAAAGAUGUACAAGUAUUCUGGGGUUGACACUGGCGCGGACGCUUUGGGACAUUUCAGUAGACAAGGAUACAAGAGCAGCGAGCCUCUGCUUGUGCCGCCAGAGCCCUCUCCUAUUGAAGCAGCUUUGGAUGCGUUGAAGAGCAACAGCAAGCUGGCGAUCGCUGGCGCUACCCUUGCUUUUUUGGCAGUGACUUCGGCAUUGCUCUUAAGGCAAGGCAAGCCGGCAAUUGACAAGGCCAAGAGGGAAAAGACCACAAAAGAAGUAAAAGCGCAAUGAGGAUAUUGUACUGCUUGGCCGAAGAGUUGUUGUGACACGCGGUACAUGAGGCACUAUGUGGGAAUCAUCUCGAAGCCUUGCAUUCUGCAAUUUUGCACCCAUGUGUGCACAGCCUGAAGCCAAUUAGUUGAUGCCCCUGCAAUUGCUUGGGCUGUGCAGAAAACUUGGCGAUGCAAUAUCAUAUCGAUAUUAUGAUUUCAUCGGCAUCUUCGUCAACAUAUUAUCGACAUCAUGAUAUAAUGAUAUUAUUAGCAGCAGGAUAUUGGAAUCCUUUUAAUGUCAUUUUCGGAUCUCUUGCUUGGUUACGCAAAUGUCUCUUGAUGUCCCACUUCAAUGCAACAAAAUGACCAAGGCAAACUAAUGUACUCCCCAUUGUAAGAUUCAUUUCCAUGGC
Messenger RNA from Coccomyxa subellipsoidea C-169, 1143 nucleotides. RefSeq lists its product as hypothetical. Bases 111 to 749 code for a protein of 212 amino acids. The record is from RefSeq and is a predicted model, not a curated record. Lineage: Eukaryota; Viridiplantae; Chlorophyta; Trebouxiophyceae; Coccomyxaceae. The transcript is spliced from 4 exons.